Molecule: messenger RNA, 6034 nt
Organism: Pecten maximus
Lineage: Eukaryota; Metazoa; Mollusca; Bivalvia; Pectinida; Pectinidae
Product: large neutral amino acids transporter small subunit 1-like
Exons: 11
Coding region: 182-1681 (499 amino acids)
Biological process (GO): amino acid transmembrane transport
Cellular component (GO): membrane
Molecular function (GO): L-amino acid transmembrane transporter activity
Source: RefSeq, a predicted model, not a curated record
UAAUUAGUAGAACCGACCUUGGGUACACAACAAGCUAAAACGUUGAUUUCAUCAUUCGGUACCACGUGGCUCCAAAUUCUCAGUCUUAGAAAGGACAAAAUUGAACGGAUGGUUAAUAUUCAGUAAGGAAACGUGUAUAUUUAAAUCGCUGUGAGGAAAAGACGGAUAAAAAGAACAAAACAUGGCUUCAAACGAACGAUAUGAUUCGGUACCAUUGGAAAUGAAAGACAGAUCGCAAAACUCGAGUGAAUCAUCGGACCAAGAAAAAGAUGGAACGGUUAACUUGAAACAAAAAAUCACACUACUAAAUGGUGUAACGGUAAUAGUUGGUAGUAUAAUAGGGUCGGGUAUUUUUGUGAGUCCUAAGGGAGUUUUACAGGACGCUGGAAGCGUAGGACUUUCACUCAUUAUCUGGGUGUUGUGUGGACUCUUUUCAAUGGUAGGGGCUUACUGUUAUUCUGAAUUGGGUACAUCUAUUCGUCGAUCGGGGGCUGAUUAUGCAUACAUGUAUGAAGCAUUUGGACCUGUGGUGGCAUUUUUAAGACUUUGGAUUGAGUGUAUGAUUGUGAGACCUUGUUCUCAGGCAAUUGUGGCACUCACUUUUGCCUAUUACGUCAUUGAACCACUAUUUCCCGAUUGUGAGCAGCCUUUAAUUGCCGUUCGAUUACUAGCAGCAGUUUGUAUAUUAAUUUUGAUGUUCGUCAAUUGUAUGAGUGUACGUUGGGCCACUCGAGUACAAGAUGUGUUCACUUAUGCCAAAGUCCUUGCCCUUGUUCUCAUCAUCGUUACCGGAUUUGUACAGCUUGGGAGAGGAGAAGUGGAGAAUUUCCAGAACCCCUGGGAACACACACAGACUGACAUUACAAAAAUUGCUCUAUCAUUCUACUCUGGCCUGUUUGCCUAUAAUGGCUGGAACUACCUGAACUUUGUGAUUGAAGAACUGAAGGAGCCCAAAAAGAACCUUCCCAAGGCUAUCUGGAUCUCCAUCAUUCUGGUAACGGUUGUUUAUGUCCUGUCCAAUGUAGCUUACUUUACUACAGUGAGUCGAGAGGAGACCCUCAGUGGUGCUGCUGUUGCUGUGAUGUUCUCCAAGCGGCUUUAUGGUGUUAUGUGGUGGGUCAUGCCUGUAUUUGUAUCACUAUCCACAUUUGGAGGUGUAAAUGGCAUCCUUUUUACUACCGCCAGACUCUUCUAUGUUGGAGGUCGGGAAGGUCACAUGCCCCAGAUUCUCAGUAUGGUUCAGAUUCAGAGACUGACUCCUAUGCCUGCUGUACUCUUCAUGGGCCUGACUUCACUAUUAUACCUAGUGUCUGCGGACAUGUUUGCCCUCAUCAAGUAUGUCAGCUUCGUCAAUUGGAUGUCCAUCGGGCUGUCCGUCGUGGUACUCCUUUACUUUCGCAAAACACGGCCCAACAUGGAUAGGCCAAUUAAGGUCCAUUUAUUCUGGCCUAUCCUGUAUGUUACCAUCACUUUCUUUCUCGUCCUUCUUCCAAUAAUUGCUAGUCCAGUAGAAACAGGUUUUGGAAUGCUCAUCAUAGCCAGUGGUGUCCCUGUAUAUAUCAUAUUUGUCUACUGGGAAAGCAAACCAAAAUCUUUUUAUGAAUUCUUAGACAAGGCUACCUUGGCUCUACAGAAGUUCUUCAUGGUCAUACCAGAAGAAUCUGCCUCCAAAGAAGAGUAACACUGUGAUUAGGGAAAUAAAACUGUCAGCUGUUUGCAGACACUUGAACGGUAUCAGCGACUCUUGAGCCGUAUCGGGUGAUUUCUUAUGUUGGGAGACCAGCACAGAGCAUGGGACACAACAUUAUUAGUUGACACCAAAACACAACAGAUAUCCUUCAUAAUGCUGGUCUAACUCCAGUGGACAGGCACACAUAUUUAUUGGAUUCUAACAUUUUUGUGGGAUUUAAAAUUAUUUUGUAUUUUUAUCGGGCAAGGUAUUUGGUUAUAUGUUAGUCAUUAGAAUUGUGUAAAAAAAAAGGUAUCAUUCCUGUAUCUUGGUUGAGCCAGGUCAGGCAGUUCAGUUCAAGCAUAUUUCUUAUUUUUAUGUCAUCUGACCUGAAGGUUCAGGAUGACCUAUAUCCAUCGCACAUCGUCUGUCGUCAUCUGCCCUUCGCUCUGCUCAGUGAACUUUUCACAUUUCAAACUUCUUCUCAAGAUCAACCAGUGCGAUUCAGCUCUAACUUACUUGAAAUGAUCCUGAGCUGGUCCUGACCAAGUGUUGUUAUUUUUUGGGUACUAAAAUAUAGUACAAGGGUCUUUAGAGUAAAAUGAGUUAAGGCCCAUGGGCCUCUUGUUUUGUUUAUGUGAACAAACUGUUUUAUGUGUAACUGGUGAUAAGCUCUCGGAUUUAAACCCACACUCAGUUGCAAAUAUUCCUCAAUAAAGGACGAAAUUCAGAAUAAAAGCUUGUGUCUUUUGUAAUUAAAAAAAACAACUUAGUCUAGUGAAAUAAAUUCCAUAUCCAACAACCACUCAUUGUGUAACUUCUGUAUAUCUGAUACCGCUAUCCUAAUGAACGAUGUGUAUGAGAAUAACUUGCCAUAUAAAAAUCUGAAUAGUAGUCCAUAAAUAAUCACAAAAAUUGAGUCCAACAAGACAAGCAAUCAUGAAUCAAGGUUCUGUUCUUCAACCACAUGUUUGAAUUUCUCCAGAUCGAAGGGUUGUGUACAUUCCCAUCUCCUUCACCUCUUUUAGGCCUAGAUUUUAACACUGCCAAAACGGCACAACAACACCAGAUAUAAUGUCUCUCACAGCUUGAAGCAAUAUAAAAAUGUAAAAAAAUCACAGCAAAGAUAUUAAUUUUAGAUAUAUGUCAGGAGCCUGUUUUAAAGAUAUAUUUCGGGAGCCUGUUGUAUAGGUGUAUGUCGGGAGCCUGUUUUAUAGAUAUAUGUCAGGAGCCUGUUGUAUAGGUAUAUGUCGGGAGCCCGUUGUAUUGAUAUAUGUCGGGAGCCCGUUGUAUAGAUAUAUGUCGGGAGCCCGUUGUAUUGAUAUAUGUCGGGAGCCUGCUUUAUAGAUAUAUGUUGGGAGCCUGUUUUAUAGAUAUAUGUCGGGAGCCUGUUUUAUAGAUAUGUCGGGAGCCUGUUUUAUAGAUAUAUGUCGGGAGCCUGUUUUAUAGGUGUAUGUCGGGAGCCUGUUUUAUAGGUGUAUGUCGGGAGCCUGUUUUAUAGAUAUAUGUCGGGAGCCCGUUGUAUAGAUGUAUGUCGGGAGCCCGUUGUAUAGAUAUAUGUCGGGAGCCUGUUUUAUAGAUAUAUGUCGGGAGCCUGCUUUAUAGAUAUAUGUCGGGAGCCUGUUUUAUAGAUAUAUGUCGGGAGCCUGUUUUAUAGAUAUGUCGGGAGCCCGUUGUAUAGAUAUAUGUCGGGAGCCUGCUUUAUAGAUAUAUGUCGGGAGCCUGUUGUAUAGAUAUAUGUCGGGAGCCUGUUUUAUAGAUAUAUGUUGGGGGCCUGUUUUAUAGAUAUAUGUCGGGGGCCUGUUUUAUAGUUAUAUGUCAGGAGCCUGUUUUAUAGAUAUAUGUCGGGAGUCUGUUUUAUAGAUAUAUGUUGGGGGCCUGUUUUAUAGUUAUAUGUCGGGAGCCUGUUUUAUAGAUAUAUGUUGGGAGCCUGUUUUAUAGUUAUAUGUCGGGAGCCUGUUUUAUAGAUAUAUGUCGGGAGUCUGUUUUAUAGAUAUAUGUGGGGAGCCCGUUUUAUAGUUAUAUGUCGGGAGCCUGUUGUAUAGAUAUAUGUCAGGAGCCUGAAUAAAGAUAUAUGUCGGGAGCCCAUUGUAUAGAUAUAUGUCGGGAGCCUGUUAUAUAGGUAUAUGUCGGGAGCCUGUUUUAUAGAUAUAUGUCGGGAGCCUGUUUUAUAGAUAUAUGUCGGGAGCCUGUUUUAUAGAUAUAUGUGGGGAGCCUGUUAUAUAGGUAUAUGUCGGGAGCCCGAAUAUAGAUAUAUGUCGGGAGCCCGUUUCCUGACUUACAGCAUGUUACUGUAUGUUUUGUAGAGCUUUAAUACCUGUAUUUCACACUGAAGACAUUCAUGCACUUUCCUAGAUCACUUACUUGAAAAGUCUCACUGUGGAGAUUUCUUCAAAUGAGAUGAUUCCCUUUUUCACAUUUUGAAAGUUUUCUCGACUUCAAUGCUUUCCAUAUUAGUGUGAUAUGAUGUAUUUUUACAGGUGCUUCUUUUACAAUGUGAUGAUUAUGUUAUAAAAACUGAAUGUGAUUUACUACAUUAAGGUGUACUGUGAAGUCAUAUCAUGUUAUAAAAACUGAAUGUGAUUUACUACAUUAAGGUGUACUGUGAAGUCAUAUCAUGUUAUAAAAACUGAAUGUGAUUUACUUCAUUAAGGUGUACUGUGAAGUCAUAUCAUGCUAUACAAACUGAAUGUGAUUGACUACAUUAAGGUGUACUGUGAAGUCAUAUCAUGCUAUACAAACUGAAUGUGAUUGACUACAUUAAGGUGUACUGUGAAGUCAUAUCAUGUUAUAAAAACUGAAUGUGAUUUACUACAUUAAGGUGUACUGUGAAGUCAUUCCUCUGAACAUGUAUUACUGAAAGUGCUUUGCAGAUGUCGGAAGACUUGUACUUGACAAUGUCAUCCUUUAUCUCCAAACACAACACUAUAAUAUUAACUGUGGCAGCUCCCUGACAGUACAUCUCUCCUAAUCAUAUUUAUUUUACAUGCAUUUAAAAAGCAUGAUAUUAAUCACAGACAUAAUUCAUGGGUUACAUUAAGAUGUUAAUCACACUAAUAUUGUUGUUUUUUUUGUUUCCCAUUAACUAUAAAAUGUGUACCCCAAUUUAUCCAUGAGCAUAUUAGAAUUUGCUUAAUUGUCACUACACCAAUAAAUAUACAUAUACAUUAUUUAAAACAUUAUUAUGAGCUCUCCAAUGAUACCAGAAGUCAGUCUAUGGCAUUAAAACCCAGUAGACAUUAUAGAUGAACAGGAUACUUUAAUCAUGUAAGUUAUAUAUUCCCCAGAAACAUUUUGACAUGUUAUCUGUCAGGGAACUAGUAAGAUCUCCACCAAUAAUUUCCCAUAUCAUAAUUAACAAUACAGCAUAUCAUUUAUGGGAUGAAGAGUGAUCAGGGUAUCGGUACAUUGGUGAUGUCAUCUUGAAGGUAUCCUUCAAACAAAAACUUCUCGAAAAAAUCACAUGAUGUACAAUGUGUUAUUUGUUUAUACUAUAAUGGGUAAAAAUAUUUAUUUUCAGUCAAAUAUGUUGCAUAUAAUUUAGAUAAACUUGAUGUAGUCAGUAUUUAUGAUAUACUGUAGUGUAGCUAGAUUUUGUUGUCAUUUUUAGAUCAGUUUUAGAUUGAUUUCAUUUGUCAUAUACAAUAUUGUGGGUGAUGAAACCGGAGGUCAUAAUAAUACCUAUCAUUUGUAUAACACUAUAUAUAUCAACAAGCCUAGAUUGGUAAAAGAAAAGGUAAAAAUAAGACAUUUUCUGCACAGCUAAAAUAUACCCAAAAUGCCCAAUCAUUUGUACAUUUUUAAAACUAGAAGCAUCUUCAUAGGGUCAUUUAACAGAAAAGACAAUCUUUGUUUUUCAUUUAAGAACAGCGAUCUAAUAGCAGUUAGUUGUCUGUUAGCUGCAUGGUCAGUAAAGGCAGGGAAAGUUUAAGAGAUUCCACACACUGAAACAUUUUCAUAUUUGAAAAUUUUUUUUUUUUAAGAUUUUUGUUAUUAGUGAUAUCACAUGUCGGUAUUUCUCUUACCAUCAAAAGUAUAAAACUUGCCUCAUUAUUUAUAAACAGAUUUGCACAUUAACUGGAAUGAAGAUACACAGAAGCAGAUAUUAUCACAUCAUUUUCUAUUGUCAGAGAUGUUUAGUUGCCUGGGUCGAUGGUAACAUCAGACUUAGUGCUUAUUUUUAUUUGUUCAUAUUGUGUCUGGUUUAUCUGAUGGGUGUCAUAUAUGUUGAAAACUAUUUAUGGAAAUCUGGAAAGUACUGACAUGAGCUUAUGUUGUAUAUAUCUAAUGUGGGAUGGAUUUCUGUAUGAAGAUGCCAACAGAUCAUUGUCCUCAUGUUUCUUGAUGACUGUUGAUUCAAAUUUU